Messenger RNA from Mollisia scopiformis, 1308 nucleotides. RefSeq lists its product as uncharacterized. Lineage: Eukaryota; Fungi; Ascomycota; Leotiomycetes; Helotiales; Mollisiaceae. Gene Ontology annotation, cellular component: cytoplasm. The record is from RefSeq and is a predicted model, not a curated record. Gene Ontology annotation, molecular function: AMP kinase activity; ATP binding. The transcript has 5 exons. Bases 20 to 928 code for a protein of 302 amino acids. Gene Ontology annotation, biological process: nucleobase-containing compound metabolic process.
GCAAGGCGAAAUCAAUCGGAUGGAGUGCAUCAAUAUGAAUUGCGCUCAUGAUAUGGGAGAAGCUAUAGUCGCAGAUGUCACUCCUCAUGAUGGUAUCUUGAGAGAUGAUAAGCAAACCCAUGAGCGUCACGGCCAAAAGCUCUUAGUAUACACACUUAAGGUCCCAAAUCCGUUCGCUGCCACGUUUCUGCGUAGACUCUUUAAAACAUUUGAGGAAGGCAAUGAGCUGGGAGCUAAAGUGUGUCACGAUAUCGACUCAGCAGAGCGCCGCGCACAAGCUGUAGAGCUUGCACGACGCUAUAAGAACACCAAGAUAAGUGGAGAGAUCAAGACCAUUGAAGAGACCAUAGAAAACGAUUUUUUGGAACCAGAGCUAAAGAUGAAUUCGUCAGAAGUUCAGAAAUUUGCGGAGUUGUUAUCACAGGAGUUGGCCACGUCUUUGAGUCGGCACAGAGAUAUCUGCAUUGUCUUUGUUUUAGGUGGCCCUGCUGUCGGCAAAGGCACCCAAUGUAAGCAGCUAGCCCGCAAGCAUGGUUUCCACCAUAUCUCUGUGGGAGAGCUACUCAACAACCCGUCUCCGUUUGCAGACUUUAUACUCGAAAGCAAGCGGGAGUACGUUAUCAUCCCAGCUCAACUAACAAUUUCCGAACACUAUUUCACAAUUUUGCUUGACUGCUCAGAGUUGGUGAUGACAGAACGAUCGAUUGCCAGAGCUGAGGUAGCGAAGAAGGCAGGAAGAGAGAGAGUUGAUGACAAUCCGAAAACGGUAGCAAGCCGUGUAAAGGGCUGGCGCAAGAAGAACGAACUUGUGGAGAUCCAUGUGAAGAAACAUGGGCCAUUCCAGGAGAUUCCAUCAGAUGGUUCGCAAGAUGAAGUCUGGUCUUCAUUCGAACUAGCGGUACUGGAGAAGAUCAGCAGAAAAGCCUAACCAGCCACAAGCAACGUUUUUUUAAGUAUAGCAUUUUGUAAGAGCUUAAAUGACGUGAACAUGCGUUCAAACUGAUUAUUCUGAUCAUGCACGUAUUUUAAUUGAGCCACAAUUACUACUUGGUGUCGAGUUGGUGUGAGAAAAACAGCCACCUCCAAGCACUAAGGUUAAGUCGCCAAGAAGUCUGCAAAGCAAGAUCGUAUCAAGCAAUUCCAGUCAGCGUGUUACCAUUAUAAUCUCACACGACAAUUGAGCCCACCAAAGUCCAUUUCUGUCUUUGGACCUUAGCAGUCGCUGCUCUAACCUGAGCUGAGCUCUGAUAUCACUAAAAUGUCCUAACAUGUAUGAUUCAAGGAAAAAUCCAAAUUCAAACUCAAAAG